ACUUCCCUUCUCCGUAAUCCUGAUAUCCAAGAAAAUCAAGCAGGGGCUUAUAAAUGCACUGGAAUGAACAACAUUACAGGCUGGUCGAUUGAAAAAUCAGGGAUAAUUGACCUGAUUUAUGGCUGUGAGUCAUUUAAUUUCUUAUUUGAAUUCUUCUUAUACACACGAACGCACAAGACCACAUUAAUUAACAGUACCUCCUUUGUAUCAGGUUCAGCAUAAAAAUGUAUUGCCGUGUUUGCCCUGUAAGCAAUGGAAAGUAUCCCAUUUAGACGAAGAGGGACAGCUCAUUCUCUCUUGAUUUAGACGGAAUUAAAUAUUGGGUGCUUCAUGUUUUAAAUAACAGAUAAAGUUAUUCCCAGCUGAAUUUAAAAGAAAUCAAUAUAACUCAAAAUUUCGUGCCACCUUCCUCUUUCCAUUCAGACCAAUUGGACGCUGGAAUUUUUAUUUGUUUAUCCCUCGGGUCACAAGGGAUAAGUAAAUAAGUAAAUAAUUAAAUAAAUAAAUAACGAUUUAGUGGCGCUAGCUCAUCCACAUAGUGGUUCUUUGUCUGCCAUUCUGGCUCAAAUUUACCCCGCCCAGAUGGUGGGAUUAACGUGGGAGUGACGUAUGUUUUUGGCAGCGAUGGCGGAAUAAGGGUAACAAGCAACAAAACUCAUCUAGGCCGACCACAUAUGAAGUUGCCUGAGGAAUCAAGCACAGGACAGUCAUUAAUGAGAGAGGAGUGUUCUCACCUGAAAUACAGUAGAACCUCUAUAUAACGAACUCCUCGGUAUAAUUAACAAUUAUUCCACCAGUGUGCGUUGGAUUUGAGAUGGUAGGGAGCCAACGAGGCGCGUAACACCGAGUUGGCAGAAAGAAAAAGGAGAAUUGGUCGUCGUAUGUUCACUUUCUCUAUAAAACGUCGUAUUCCUUGAUUAGGAGGUUUCACUUCAUAGUCGUGCAGUCAACGUCAAAGAAAUGUACUAAGAAGCUUGACGCACGUGCAGCAACUGUUUUUUUCAUGUUAAAACCAAUUGUGUUUUGACGUCGUGGUGGUUCAGAUUUUCACUUUUCAGAUUUUGGUAUUUUUUCCCACUAAUUCAAGAGGUUGCUAUAAAAAUUACAAAUAUAUCACAAAAACAAGAGGAAGAAAACCAGCAAAUUACAUAAAUCCUGGUCAAAAGUGAAAUGUGUGCAGUGGCCAAAAGAGCUUAGGUUUUCGAGUUGGUCACUUAAGCUCCCUACCAUGUUUAAAUGACUGGGUGUAUGACUUAUGAGCUUUGAAAUUAAGACGAAGAAUUCCUUCUCAGUUCCAGUUAAGAGAGUAUCUAAGACAAGUUCUCCCGUUGACUUCUAUUCUGACAAAAAACAAAUGGAACUGAAGUGUACCUUCAAGGGAUGGCCUCGUCCUCGUGUAGUUUGGUCCAAUCCAAAAAACAAACAAAUCAUCAAC
Molecule: messenger RNA, 1435 nt
Organism: Porites lobata
Lineage: Eukaryota; Metazoa; Cnidaria; Anthozoa; Scleractinia; Poritidae
Source: the annotation of a GenBank genome assembly